Molecule: messenger RNA, 1487 nt
Organism: Gamsiella multidivaricata
Lineage: Eukaryota; Fungi; Mortierellomycota; Mortierellomycetes; Mortierellales; Mortierellaceae
Exons: 2
Coding region: 116-1351 (411 amino acids)
Source: RefSeq, a predicted model, not a curated record
AUAUGUCCUGGGAUCGAAUAAAGUGCUGAGUCUUCUGCCAGUCAGCACAACAGCAACCGAUGUUGCCUCGUUACAGACCUACCUGGAUUCAGUCGUUCCAAGGCAGUUUUCCCUCAUGAAGGUCUCUGAUGAGUGCCUGACCUCAGCCACUCUCUUCUCGUCCGCUGUCAGGGACGCGUUCUUCCUGUUUUGCACUGAAUUGGACCCUACUAUUGCCCUUCGUGUGUUUGUAUUCGAGUACGAUGCCUUGAGAGGCCCCUACCUGCUUCCAUAUUACAAUGGACAGUCAAACAUAUCAGCCUUUGCUGUUGUCUCGACCACUGAGAAAAAUCUGCCUGUAUCUGACUUUUUAUUCAUGUCAAUGAGCGACAACACGUAUGGAAUGACCAUGGGGUCCAAUGGACUCUAUUCCGAGACAGUCAGCUAUGUUAUGGGCGACGACACCACUCCCAAUAACAUUUCACCCAGUCCCUCGUUAUCGCCACCAAACGUCGAUCAGCCCAGCGGCAGCGGCAAUGGCAAUGGCAAUGGCAAUGGCAAUCGAUCAGGUGGCAUUGUUGGGAGCAUUAUUGCGGCGAUAUGUAUAAUCGCUUUGCUCUAUUGCCGGUUCGUGCGCAAGAGACGCGUACAAUCCAAAAUCAACGAGAUCAUGCAGAGACAUGAUGGAUCGACACAUGUCGUUCCUCCAGACCCCAGGUGGGCCACUGUGUCCAAUAUAGUGCCUCCGCCCCCUCCACUACCACCGCCUGCCCAUCAUUUUGCGAGCUUUGCAGCCAUCCCUACAGAAGAACAACAGGAUCUGGCACAGAUUGAGAUGCAGAGAAUGCGGUUAGGACCGACGCCGUCUAUUGUCGGUUCAUCCGCAGGAGUGGCUCCUCCAAUUGCCCCUCCGUCUACGGUUUCAAUAUCUGAUGAUCAUUAUGAGACUUCCACUCCACAAUCACAUUCACACCAGUACCUGCAUCCUCAACAUCAGCAUUCGACAUUUAACCGCCAUAUAGCCUCUAAGAGUCAGGGAACCGACUCUGGCGAGGAUUCUUAUUUACAGCAUACAUAUUCAAAUUCACCUUCAGGGUCGUCAACUGGCCCCGUAGCCUCGAAAGACCCGGUGUACCCCAGCUAUGCCGGGUCCGGUUCAGAAGGCUCGUCCUAUCGUCAUCAUCACCAUCCUCUGCAGGUGUCGCAGUCUUUUUCGAGCCCAAAAGAGAAAGAUAAGGGCUGGGCUGAUGAUGACUCUGAGAAUUUAUCAUCAUCGCCCCCUCCGCCACCGCCACCGUACCUCGCGGUGGCAACCCAGUUGCUGAACGCGCCCAGUGCCCCUUCAUCCAGCAACCCUCCUCCUCCUCAAUAAAAACACUUUGAGCGCGCAUUUGCAUAAUGGUAAAAAGGAAAUAAUAACAUUUGGCAUUUCACAUAUGUAGAGAAGGUACUCAAGCUGGUCGCGUCUACAAAGCGACGCGUUUAUUUGGGCUCUGAUGGCUCAUUUG